CAGUAUAAACAAGUCUAUAUACGAUGUGAGCAAAUGAGGUGAGAUAAGGGAGGUAAAGGCAAAAAAAAGGCCAUGGUGGCAAAGUAAAUACAAUAUAGCAAGUAAAACACUGGAAUGGUAGAUUUGCAGUGGAAGAAUGUGCAAAGUAGAAAUAAAAAUAAUGGGUGAGGGAGAUCGAUCAGCAGGUUGAACAUGGUGAGAUUGUAGACUCCAACAUUGAUAGUGCAAUUUGUUUAGGCGAUUUUUCAGCUAACUAGCUACGUUACAUGCUGAUAUUGUCUUUGAUUUUGUUGUGUUUAGCUACGUUUGCUAGCCAGCCAGCCAGUCCAUUGUAUUGCGGAUUUUGUAGUCGACUUGAGCUGCAACAGAUUUCCACAAAGAUUUUCAAUGGUGCUACCAACCUUUAUGACGGCGUAUAACACAAAAAUUAAACAUUUGUUCACAAAAUUGUGCUCAUUUAUCACUAAAUUAAAGGAAUAAGUGGUUUUGGGUGGAUUGUUAGCUGCUUUUAGCAACUCUAAUAUUUACACUAGGGUUGCUGGGAAUUAGCUUGCAAUAAAAAGGAAUUGUCCGCCGAAAACUAGAUGUUAAAUAAAAUUACAUUUCAACUUACUGUGUCGAUUGUCUGUAGCCUUGGUCCUUAUGCAGGGAGGAAUUUGAUAAAAAAACACGAUGGGACAUGAUUAAACAGAAUUUACACAGGUGGGUCUGUUGGAGACCCAUGCAGUUCCUCAGUAAGGUCAGUUCUGCUUUUUGUGCAAGUGUGGUGCAUGUGCAGGACUUUAAUUUGGAUGUGAGGUAAGUGGACAAGAAGUGGGUCUACAAAAGACCCACGUUUGGAAAGCCUGUUUAACAGCAGAGUAAGCUGAAAUUGAAUUUUAUUUAACUUUUGGCUUCCUGUGGACUUUUUUUUUUUUGUAAGAUAAUUCCGAGCAACGCUCGUUUCAAGUUUUAAUGGCACUUGCUUAAGUACAGUGAAAUGCCUUUCUUUCAAGCUCUAACCCCAACAAUGCAAUAAUCAAUAACAAUGUAACACUACAAAUAAUAAGGUAUAACAAAAACACACAAGAUAUAAGAAGAACACAAUAAACGGCGCUUGUACCCCCUGGCCCUGGACUGCUUCAACUGUUGGGGGAUCUCACUGAGUGACCAUUGAUGCUGCAUCUCAGGGUUGCUGAGCCUAUGCGAGAGUGCGAGUACAGCCAGAUCAGCACUCGCAGCUCGACCCCGAUGGAGACUCCAUACAAGAAGAGGAUCCCAAAGAGGAGGAAGUGGCAAGUCUUCCCAGGGCGGAAUAAAUUUUACUGCAAUGGGAGGAUCAUGAUGGCCAGGCAGACAGGGGUCUUCUACCUCACCCUUGUCCUAAUUCUCGUCACAAGCGGACUCUUCUUCGCUUUUGACUGUCCGUUCCUGUCGAUGCAGAUCACCCCAGCCAUCCCAGUGAUAGCGGGGGUGCUGUUUGUCUUUGUGCUGGGGACUCUCUUCAGGACCAGCUUCAGUGACCCAGGGGUCCUGCCCCGAGCAACGCCCGAUGAAGCUGCUGACCUGGAGAGACAGAUCGACGUAGCCAACGGUUCCAGUUCGGGUUACCGGCCGCCCCCCAGGACGAGAGAGGUGGUCAUCAAUGGGCAGACGGUCAAGCUCAAGUACUGCUUCACCUGUAAGAUCUUCAGACCACCGCGUGCCUCUCACUGCAGCCUUUGUGACAACUGUGUUGAGCGUUUUGACCACCACUGUCCGUGGGUGGGGAACUGUGUUGGGAAGAGGAACUACCGUUUCUUCUACAUGUUCAUCCUCUCCCUCUCCUUCCUCACAAUCUUUAUCUUCGCCUUUGUCAUCACACACGUCAUCCUGCGAUCUCAUCGAUAUGGGUUCCUCAACACACUCAAAGACAGUCCUGCCAGUGUGCUGGAGGUGGUGGUGUGUUUCUUCUCUGUCUGGUCCAUAGUGGGCCUCUCUGGAUUCCACACGUACCUGAUCAGUUCCAACCAGACCACAAACGAAGAUAUCAAAGGGUCGUGGUCGUCUAAAAGAGGGAAAGGCAAUUAUAAUCCUUACAGCUACGGAAACAUAUUCACCAACUGCUGUGCAGCGCUGUGUGGACCCUUACCACCCAGUCUCAUCGACAGAAGAGGCUUUGUCCAAUUGGACACGCCGCAGCCCAUCCCGCCAACCAAUGGCAUCACCAUGUACGGAUCCACCCAAUCACAGAGCCACAUGUGUGAUCAAGCCCAGUGCAUUCAGAGCACCAAAUUCGUUUUGCAGGCUGCUGCCACACCCCUGCUGCAGAGUGAGCCAGUCAUCCUCACAGACGAGGCGUUUCUACCAGGCAGAACAUCAUUAGGGGGUCCCUGCUCUGGAGCCCUGCCGCUGGGGGGUCAUCCGACACCCCCUACCUCCACCCCCAACCUCAGCUGUGACAACGACAUGCUGCCUCUCCGGAACGAGCAAAGCGACGGGCUACGACACCACCACACGGACGGGGGCCACCACCACUUCCUCACGCCCGAGGAAGCUCCCUCGCCACCGGGCAUGCUCCCCUGCGGCAGUCCCCUGGGACACAGCCACACCAUACAGGGCUUCUACAAUCCAGCCAGCCAGGACUCUCUACACGAGGACUCUGUCAGAGGCCUGGUAAAGCUCAGCUCUGUCUGACAGGGGGUUCACUCAAACAUCACUCUGUCCCCCAAAACGCUCCUCCCUUCCAUCCACACCCGUGCCAAACAGUGGGUCGCCCCAACCCUGAAUGUCUGUAACCAAUAUCCUCUCCGUCCACUAAAAUCACAGGACUUGAGCCUCUAAAAGACUGUGGUACUAUUUGGGAGCAGAACUGACCGGAACUGGGACCUUCCCUCCUCAGCCAACAACUUGCCAAACCUCUGCAUCAUAAUGAGGGUUGUUGCUGGUGAAGGGCCCAGGGGACUGUGCCAUAUUAUAAACAGUCACAAACGUACUGUUUUCUACUGAAGCAUAGUCCACUCUCCUGGGAGGGGGACAGACAAAGGACAGGAUUUGAGGAGGAAAACAGAAGUGGUAGGUGUAUGGCUGUCUGUCAGCUAUUUUAAAGUCUAAAAAAGUGUUGUGACAGCUGUUCCUAAAUAUGUUAAAGAAAAGCUGCUUUAUUUCUGUCAUGAAUCACGAUUCUGGCAUUUUCUUUUUUUGUACAACGGACUGUGGCCUACUUGUUGAUCACUAAUGGACAGUGUCAGCCUUUCUGAGGAGAUUCCGGUUGAUAGUUGACAGUGCAAUCAGUAAACAAGAGUUAGUGUCAUCGUGUUGCUCGCCUUAGUGGAGUUGCCAACGACCGGAUGUGUCCGGUUUUCAGGGAUAAAGCUAAUUCACCCUAGCUUCCUUUUCCGCUGAAAACCGGAUGUGGCAUUUUCUUUUAUGCCUGCUGCGUUAGGUUAUCAUGUUGCAUAUCAUAAUUCAUUUCUUAUUUUUAAAUGACGUUAAAAAGAUUUGGUAUUGUGUUGUGCCAUACUAAGGUUUUUUUCUUUUCUUCACAUUAUACUUCCUGUGGAUAUAUUAAUAAAAUCACAUCUUUUUAAGGUA
This is a messenger RNA of Oncorhynchus masou masou (cherry salmon), 3552 nucleotides long. RefSeq names its product palmitoyltransferase ZDHHC14-like. Bases 1156 to 2655 code for a protein of 499 amino acids. Gene Ontology annotation, biological process: peptidyl-L-cysteine S-palmitoylation; protein targeting to membrane. Gene Ontology annotation, cellular component: endoplasmic reticulum; Golgi apparatus. NCBI's taxonomy places the organism in Eukaryota, Metazoa, Chordata, Actinopteri, Salmoniformes, Salmonidae. The record is from RefSeq and is a predicted model, not a curated record. Gene Ontology annotation, molecular function: protein-cysteine S-palmitoyltransferase activity. The transcript is spliced from 10 exons.